AUGGGCAGUGCCGGAUACUGCUUCCAGUUCUUGGAGAAGAGCAAGAUACGGGCUACGAGUGCUACUCGUUCGGUCCUGUCUGUUACCUUGAGUGGACAUGGCGACUUCGACAAAGUCAAGUUUGAGAAGGCACCAUUACCAGUGAGACUGAAGGCGGACCUUAUCGAAGUGGAGGUCUUUUACUGCGGCAUGAAUUUCACAGACAACUACUUGCGCCUGGGAAUCAUCAGAAGCACAGAUUUCCCAGUCAUUAUGGGUAGCGAAUGUACUGGGGUCGUGAGGCGUGUGGGAUGUGCAGUCACCAAUUAUGAGGUCGGACAGCCGGUGCUGUGCCUGCGGAUGCAGGGCGGCCUGUUCCGGCGGCUGGUGCACGUACGGCCGAGGAACUGCUUCCCGCUGCCGUCCACCGUCAGCCUCGUCAACGCCGCGGGUCUCGGCUUCAACUCCCUGCUGGCGUACCUCUGCCUCUUCUGGUCCGGCCGCCUCAGGGAGAAUCACACCCUGUUCAUGCAGUCCAUAGGAGGUGGGCACGAGGAACCUUAG
Messenger RNA from Schistocerca nitens (vagrant locust), 543 nucleotides. RefSeq names its product synaptic vesicle membrane protein VAT-1 homolog. Gene Ontology annotation, molecular function: oxidoreductase activity. NCBI's taxonomy places the organism in Eukaryota, Metazoa, Arthropoda, Insecta, Orthoptera, Acrididae. The coding region runs from base 1 to 543 and encodes 180 amino acids. The record is from RefSeq and is a predicted model, not a curated record. The transcript has 4 exons.